Patella vulgata (common limpet) is the source of this 6743-nucleotide messenger RNA. Its product is annotated as putative ankyrin repeat protein RF_0381. The transcript has 3 exons. Bases 1289 to 4246 code for a protein of 985 amino acids. The record is from RefSeq and is a predicted model, not a curated record. Gene Ontology annotation, molecular function: protein binding. Lineage: Eukaryota; Metazoa; Mollusca; Gastropoda; Patellidae.
CUGGCCUGAGACCACAUGCAUUGGAAUAGAUUUAUCUCCCUUGCAUAAACCGAAACAAGGAAGAAAUCGCCAUUUAUUUAUAGAGAAGAAGAAAUAUUUCACCAGACAACUAAAAGAUUAUUCAAGUAAAUAGAUUUACGUCAAUGGGAACACAAUUGCUAGUCUGGGUGCACGAGCAUUCAAAUAGAAUAAUCUGCCUUGCAUAAACCAAACACGGAAGACAAUUUGCUUCUGAAAUCGCCAUUAAAAGAGGGAAAGAAAUAUUUCAUCAGGCAACUACAGGAUUGUUCAAGUAUAUAGGCAAUAAAAUCACACCUACAUAACAGAUACGAAUACUGCAACUACAUGGAGGUUGAACCAACACGUAAACCUAUUACCUAAGGAAAAAGGAAGUUAAUGCGCAUAAAGAAAACAGUUUAACAAGAGGAAUACUUGUUAUGCUGCAUGGAGAAUAGGCAACAAGCAAACAUAUUACAUAAAGAUAACAGAUAAACAGGAUGGUUGAUGAGUCGCCACACGGUGACAGGUUCGUAUGUUAAAUAGGCUAUUCUGGCUAAGUGGGUAAGACGCGGGCGGACUCGCUAUCAAUCAGGUCGCGUGUUCGAUCCCUGCAACCUCGUGGGUUUUCUCCGGGUCCUCCCACUGCUAAAGACCCCUAUGCGCAUGCGAAUUAUUAAGGAAAAAUUGAUCCAUGCGUUAGUCCCGAAAUGACCUUAGUUUGUGUCGAGUGGACGUUAAACCCCAUCUCUCUCUCUCUCUCUCUCUCUCUCUCUCUCUCUCUCUCUCUCUCUUUCUAGAUCCCUGCAUUGGCCGAGAAAGUUCAUGGGGAUUUCCAGACGUAUUUUCCCCUUGUCAAUGGUGUAGUACGGGAUGUCUGAAAAGGAGAACUGUCUAGUCGUUCGGAUGGGACGAAAAACCGAGGUCCCAUGUAUACAUUGGCGUGCAACGGAAAUUUGACCUAAAAAUAUUUAGAUGCAAAUGGAAGAUUAGCGAUAGUAAUCUGUGCAAGUUCUGUUCAAUAGAAGAAAACUAUCAUCAUUAUUUGUACGUUUUCGGUAUAUAUUCCUGCUGAACUGUAUUGUAUACGAAUGGUUAUUGUUAAAAAGGUUUUUUUUUUUUAAAAAUAAAAUAGGAAAAAAAGCAAUAUAUAUCUUGGCAGUUAGAAUUCGAUAUAAGAGUAGGCCAUAACACACUGCAUGGCGUUUUCUCGUCUUCGUUAGCCCAGUCGGAGCAGAACAACCCCAUUUCAUUUCAUUUCAUUUCUGUAUAUUGUGUGCACCAGCUAUAGAUGGGUGGACAGAUUCUAAUAACACACAAACUAAACGUUAUGAAUAUUGGAAUUACUUUAUUAUAUACCUUAUUAUUUGCAGAUGUAUACGAAGCUGUGUUAUAUAUGUUAGAACAUUGGUAUAAUAUACAUUAUGUUAUAGGUGGGCGCCACAAUAAUCUACUACACAUACUGUUAAAUAGCUAUGAGAUCUAUGACAAUACAGAUAGACGUGAUUUGUUAUUACAAUGUUUGGUUAAAGUAAUUGAUGCUGAUCUAGACAUCAACAUGGAAAAGGAGCAUAUAAACUUAGCGGCUAGAAGAGGGUGGUAUGAAGAGGUGUUAUAUAUGUUAGAACAUGGUUUUAAUAAACAUUAUGUUGAUGAGCACCAUGACAGUCUACUACGCAUACUUUUAGAUAACUAUGAGAGGCAGGACAAUACGGGUAGACGUGAUGUGUUACUAGAAUGUUUGGUUGACGUAGUUGAUAAUGGUGCGGACGUCAACAAGUUGGCUUUAGUGAAAGAGACACCUAUACGUAGAGAUACCAGAAAAGGGUUGUAUGAAGCUGUGUUAUAUAUGUUAGAAUAUGGGUUUAAUAAACGUUAUGUUGAUGAGCGCCAUAACAAUCUACUACACAUACUUUUAGAUAGCUAUGAGAGCCAUGACGGUACAGGUAAACGUGAUAUGUUACUACAAUGUUUGGUUAAGGUAGUUGAUACUGGUGUGGACGUCAACCAGUUGAAUGCAGUGAAAGAGACACCUAUAUGUAGAGCUGCCAUAAAAGGGUUGUAUGAAGUUGUGUUAUAUAUGUUAGAACAUGGGUUUAAUAAACAUUAUGUUGAUGAGCGCCAUAAAAAUGUGUUACACAUAGUUUUGGAUAGCUAUAACAGACAUGGCAAUACAGGUAGACAUGAUUUGUUAUUAAAAUGUGUAGUUAAAAUAGUUGAUGCAGGUGUAGACGUAAACAAGUUGGAUGCACAUAAAUAUACACCUAUAUUAAUAGCCGUAGGAGGAGGGUUGUAUGAGGCUGGGAUAUAUCUGUUAGAACACGGUGUUGAUGUACAUUAUGUUGAUAUAUAUAAAUGCAACAUCCUUCACUAUGUUUUAUGUUUUAUGUAUCCUUGCCUAAAAUAUGAAGAGAAAUAUAUACAGCUCGUUAAUACCUUAAUUAACCUGGGAAUAAAUGUAAACCAACCUAACUAUGAAGGUAACACCCCGUUGUUCUAUUUCCAUGUAAACGGACCUCCCCUUGACGAUAAGCCCCCGUUCCAUAUGUCUAAACUUUACGGAAUAAAAUUCAAACUACAGAGAGGAAAGGACACACAUGUUCAAUUGAAAUGUAAGUUGAUUAACAGUUUAUUAGGAGCCGAUUGUAAUGUAAACCAUCGAAACAAGAAGGGCCGAACGGCUUUAAUGCAUCAUUUAGAACAACAAGCUGAUGCCAGUAUAUUGAAACUGUUGAUUCAACAUUCUGAUCUAAGUUUGGCUGAUAUUUAUGGUUAUACAGCUUUAUGUUAUUGUGUUCAAUAUCACAUGAUUAAUUCUACAAACAUCUUUAAACUUUUUGUAGAUUCGGGUUCAGAUCUGAUAUCACCUAACAACGGAGUUAAGUUAUAUCAUAAGAUUUUGAAUUGUAAGAGAUUAGAGUUGUUCAAUUACUAUAUUGGGCGAAGGUUGAUUGUUAAAGGUCUUACAGCUGAAGGAGAAAAUAUGCUCCAUCUUUUAGCUGGUGUUAACUAUGAUUAUUCCCUAAACAAGUUUAAAUGGUUGUUAAAUAACGAACUAGACAUCAACCAUCAAUGUUCUAAAACCAACACACCUACUAUGAUAGCUGCCUUUUUAUUAAACAGUAAAUAUUUAGAACUGUUGACACUUCAUCCUAGACUAGAGAUCAAUGCACAGAAUAACCAGGGCCAUACAGCCCUUCAUCUAUGCAUCCUUGGAUUUACUAUGUUUAAAGAUGGUUUGAACAAGAGACAGGUAAAUGAUGUUGUUAAGAAUUAUUGUAGACAGAUAUAUCCAAUAUACAUGGCCUGUAUUGAUAUUUUACUUGGUGUUGAUGGAAUAGAUGUAAAUAUUCCUGAUAAUGUCGGUAGAACUAGUUUAAUGAUGGCUGCAAUGAAAAACGACAGAGUUCUUAUAAGGAAACUACUCCAAGCUGGUGCCAUAGUUACCAUGUUAGACUAUUCGGGAAGAUCUGCUCUACAAUAUCUUAAUAUUUAUCAUAGUGUAUUUGAUUUGACUUGUUUUAAAUUACUUCUAUCUAAUGGUAAUACUGGUCUUCUCAAUUUACCCUGUCUGGGUGGUAACACGAUUAUCCAAACGGUCUUAUGUUUCCCCUUCUUCUGGGAACCACGUCACGUCAUUUGUUUCAUUAGAUAUCUAAUUGCUGAAAACUGUUGUAUUAAGAAUCUCGUAACAUCUUCAGCUAAAAGUAACUAUAACCAAUUUGAUCUUAUUGAGUUAAGUCUUCCAGAAAGAGAUAAACUGAGGAAACUGUUAUAUCUUAGUGGCGCCGAAGGGCAUGAAAUAAUGACAACAUUAAAUUUGGAUGAGGAAAAUAAACCAUAUGAAGAAGACAAAGGCACCUUUCACUCGCGGGGCACAGAAAAAUUUAUUAGAUUCUGUAGUAAUAUAUCUCUCAUGUCCAUGUGUAGAAGAAUCAUUAGACAGAAGUUGGGAUUGGGAAUAAAGGAACAGGUUAAUGAUCUAGAAUUACCAUAUGGAUUAAAUGAUUUUCUUCUACUAAAAGAUGUUCUUCAUCCACAAGAUUACUACAUAGAUAAUAUUGAUGAUGGUUGUAAUGAUUUUGAUGAUGAUGAUGAUUAUGAUGGUUAUGAUAUAGAUAGAGAUAGAGAUUUUGGAUAUAGGCAAUAUAACUACCAGUAUUUUACUCUCAAUACAGAUUAUGAACUAAGACAAGAUUUCCUAAAAACCCAGAAAUUUCCUAAUGGUGAACAGGUGGUGAUUUCGUAGAAACCAGGAUAUUUCGUCUGUAUCUGAAUAUGUUGUCGCCCGUUCAUAUUUCCGAGUACACGCUAAAGCGCGAAUUGUUUUUAAAGUCACCAUAAUGUUGAUUUCAUGUAGAAAUUACUGCAUAGAGCAAUACACUAUAACUAAUGAAAGCAGUUAUUUAUUUAUUUUUGUUUUUUUGAGGGGUGGGGGAGUUUUGAAGGGUUUUCUACAUAUUUGUGUAUUACUGUAUCAUCUUGAUGUCCAAAUAGAUAAGUAUGUGUGUUUCAGUUCAUUAAUAUAUUGUUGAUUAAUGUAAUGUAUGACAGCUGUUAUAGCAGAUUUAUACACAGUAUAACUAACUAUAUAAUACAGUAUUAAAAAGAAACAAUAUGUGUAUUGAAACCAUUUGUUUAUAUACAAAUAAAUUAUAUUAUAAUAACAUCGUAAAUAAUAUUCCUGUAUGUAAAUUAUGGUCUAAUAUAUAGUAUUAUAGUAUAGUAAUGGAUAUACAUAUGCACUAUAUACCUAAUAUUCUUGUAUGUAAAUUAUAGUAUAGUAACAUCUACCUUGUAAUGGAUGCAAUGUAUACCUAAUGCAUGUUUGUAUGUCUAUAUACACAAAGUAACGUCUUGUAUGUAUAUUUAUACUAACUAACAUAACCAAAAGGGGAUUGGUUGUAUUUCAAUUCUAGUAUAUAAGCAUCUACCUUGUAAUGGAUACACUAUAUACAUAAUCUAAUAUAUAUGUUAUGCUUGUAUGUACAUUAUGAUAAGGGAGUAGACAUAGCAGCUGAAAUAAACCAGAAUUAUGCUUAAAUUGACACUGAUUAACAACACGUCAUAACGAUAUACAUAGCAACCGCUAGAAUCCUAGGCAUCACGUAGUUUUUUUGGUUAUUUUGGGAUGUUUAAGCACGAAUUGUUCUUGUCAGACAAAGAACUAGCAACAAAAUUGUGUUGAGGGUCUGAAACUGACAUGACUGACCACAUGUAUAUAUGUUACCCGCUGAUAAUUCAGACCACUACUAUUCGAGUGUGUCGUGUUAUUUGUUUAUAUAUAUAUUUACUAAAUAUUCCAUGAGUUUCAUGUACAUAUUAUUUCUAUGAUAGUAUCAAUCGGAUCUGUUGUCGGAUCAAAUGUUACCACCUUGGUGUUGUUAUACGCCCACAUUUUCAUGUGGACGUAUUAUGCCGUCGCCCCUGUCCGUCCGUUCGUCCGUCCACAAUGUUUGUGGACUCUCUACAGGUCACAAUUGUUAUCCGAUUUUGACGAAACUUAAAAAUAUAGGUUUAUCCCCAAAAGAUCUCGGCUGCUUUCGAUAUUGGCAUGUAUCGGAGCGAAACUUCAUGGAUUAUGGCCCCUGAUUGUACGAAAAAUCACGUUUUUAGGCUUGUGGACCCUAUAGAGGUCACAAUGUUGAACCGAUAUUGAUGAAACUUGACAUGCGUGUUUAUAACCCAAAGAUCUUGGUUCCUAUCGAUAUUUGCCCAUAUCAAAUUGUAACUUAAUGAAUUAUUGCCUUUGAUUGUAGGAAAAAUCAAUUUCAGUAUUAAUUGUUCUCUAUCCAUCUCUCGAAAAUGUGGGCGUAUCCUGCCUGGCAGUGCCAGUCUAUCUUUUUGUUUUUGUUUUCAAAUUGAGUUAUUAUCUGUUUAUCCGCAAUCGAAAAGGACCUGGUCACGGAGUCGCGAUCGACGUUGCGAUGCUUUGGUUGUAGAAGGGCGGCCAGCUCGCGCUAGGAACCGAUUUGCAGUUUGAUGACGAAGUUUGAAGUUUACAUAAUAAAAUAAGUUCUUUUAUAAUUCUAAAUAAUAGCAUGUUACAAUGCCAAUAAACACGUCCUGUUUCGCAUUUAGAGGGGUAUUUUUCAUUAUAACCCGCGUCUUGGGUUCUAAUGCACAACAACACCUCUCUAAAUGCAAAAUAGGAAGUGUUUAUAUCCUAAAUGGUUAAACUAUAUACCUGAUGUAUGUAUGUAAAUUAUAAUAACAGCUACCUUGUAAUGGAUACAUUAUACUAUAUACCUAGUGUACGUGUGCGUAAAUUUAAGAAUAAUAAUUUUUAAUUAUAUGUAAAUUGUGAUAAUAACAUCUACCUUGUAAAGUCACUGCAUGAUUUAUUGUAAUGGAUACAAUGUAUACAUAUUGUCUGUUGUCUAUUGUAAUGGAUACAAUGUAUAUCUAUUGUCUGUUGUCUAUUGUAAUGGAUACAAGGUAUAUAUAUUGUCUAUUGUAAUGGAUACAAGCUAUAUCUAUUGUCUAUUGUAAUGGAUACAAUGUAUACCUAUUAUCUAUUGUCUAUUGUAAUGGAUACAGUGUAUAUCUAUUGUAUGUCUAGAUUAAAGAAUAGAAAGUUGUAAUUGUAUUUGUUUAUAUAUAUAUAAAUUCUAGUUCUAUAUAUCUGAUCUAUGUAUGUAUAUUAAAGAAUAGAAACGUCUAUUGUUGGUUUUCCCGCAAAUUAUAGUAUAUAAACAUCUACCUUGUAAUGCAUGUAUGUAAAUUAAAACAAUAGAAAGUUUGAA